Molecule: messenger RNA, 807 nt
Organism: Drosophila hydei
Lineage: Eukaryota; Metazoa; Arthropoda; Insecta; Diptera; Drosophilidae
Exons: 3
Coding region: 183-788 (201 amino acids)
Source: RefSeq, a predicted model, not a curated record
UUUUCAAUGAGCUCCAUUGUUAGCUUGAAAGUUGAAAUACUUGAGUCAAGCAAGCGUUGCUGCUGUAUGUUCUCUGAAGUACCGAAUAGUACCACAAUUUCAUUUAUGGUCAUUCUUGAUGCGCAGUCGCUUCUUGCAUGUGCAUCAACUAGGUGUGGAGGUGUACUGCCUUAGCAAGCACCAUGGCCUACUGCAGCGUGACCAGCACGCAAGAACGAUUCGCAAACUGUUUAUCAAAUUUUCAAAUACACGAUUUGUUGGUAUUGAAAAAGUCGAUGGAGCUGAUGGUGCACACAGAGGGCUACAAAACGGAUGCGGCCGAGGACUUUGACAGCUGUGGUAGCACGGCUGAUGGACCCCAGCGAAUGGCUUUAAUGGCGGCCGAUCGGGGCGAUCGUGGAACAUCGGGCGCUGGCUCCUCGCAUCCGUGGCAAAGUGAUCCUGUUGCCAGUUGGACUGAGGAGAAACCAUCCAAGCUGCAGACCCUGUUUCAAAUCAGCAUCACUGCCCUGGCCUUUCUCUCAUUUGGCGGCUACCUCCUGUGCCUCAUAGUGCAAGCGAUCAAAAGCAAAGGCACAACAUAUUUUCAUCCGGUUGCCACAGCUACCACAACGAAUACCAAUGGGAGUGUGAAGCGCAUUAAGAUUUAUAGGCGCAGUAGACGUAGGCGCAACAUCGACAAUGGUCACAUUCACAUUUCAAAUUUACUCUUGGCCGACUAUGCGACAUAUAUGAAAUCAGUGCGUGCUCAGCAAUUGCGCUAUAAUGCUCACCUGGUUGGAUCAUAGAUCUGAUUGCCACGAUGCG